This is a messenger RNA of Micropterus salmoides (largemouth bass), 1614 nucleotides long. RefSeq names its product gastric inhibitory polypeptide receptor (gene gipr). Gene Ontology annotation, cellular component: plasma membrane. Gene Ontology annotation, molecular function: gastric inhibitory peptide receptor activity; G protein-coupled peptide receptor activity; peptide hormone binding. The transcript has 14 exons. Gene Ontology annotation, biological process: adenylate cyclase-modulating G protein-coupled receptor signaling pathway; cell surface receptor signaling pathway. Bases 1 to 1614 code for a protein of 537 amino acids. NCBI's taxonomy places the organism in Eukaryota, Metazoa, Chordata, Actinopteri, Centrarchiformes, Centrarchidae. The record is from RefSeq and is a predicted model, not a curated record.
AUGGAAAAACACGUUGUCGGAACUGAUUACCAGACAUGGUCUCUUCUGCUUCGUCAGGACUUCCAAUGUCUGUUGUGUGUGUCAGGGGGAAGUGUGGAGCAUCUGAUGGAGAAAUAUAUCCGCUACAGGAAUGAAUGUCUGCAACAGAUGAGUACAGAACCCCGACCCAAAGGUGUGUUCUGUGGACGUAUGUUUGACAAGUACGCCUGCUGGUCAGAUGGAAAACUAAACUCCACAGUUAAGGUGCCCUGCCCCUGGUACCUGCCCUGGUACAAUCAAGUGCGUAACGGCUUUGUGUUGCGGAAGUGUGGUCCUGAUGGUCAGUGGACCACCGAUAUCUUCAACCGCACCUGGAUGGACCCUUCUCAGUGCAAAAAUGACAACAGCCACCAUGAAGCUCAGGAGAAGCAGAUGAUGAUCUUAGCCUACUUCAGAGUCAUGUACACAGUUGGUUACUGUGUUAGUCUGGCCAGUCUCUGUCUGGCUUUGAUUAUUCUGGUGUUCUUCAGGAAGCUGCACUGCACCAGAAACUACAUCCACACCAACUUGUUUGCAUCAUUCAUUCUGCGAGCUGUCUCCAUCCUGACCAGAGAUGCUCUGCUGAGCAGAGACACUCCUGAGUUCAUAAAUAGCAGGGACUUCUCAGAAAUACUCAGUGAUCAGGCAGUGUCUGGCUGCCGCGUGGCCCAGGUGCUGAUGCAGUACUGUGUGGGAGCCAACUACUACUGGCUGUUGGUGGAAGGCCUGUAUCUGCACAACCUACUGGUGAUGAUGGUAUUCCCUGAAAACCGUUACUUCUGUGGAUAUCUACUCAUAGGCUGGGGCACACCAGUGUUCUUUGUGGUUCCUUGGAUUAUUGUACGUUACCUGUUUGAAAACACUAGGUGUUGGGAGAUCAAUGAGAACAAGGUGCACUGGUGGAUAAUCCGCACUCCCAUCCUGCUCGCCAUUCUGGUGAACUCAUUCAUCUUUAUCCGGAUCAUCCAUAUUCUUGUUUCAAAACUGAAAGCUCAUCAAAUGAGAUACACUGACUACAAAUUCAGACUGGCCAAAUCCACCCUGACCCUGAUCCCGUUGCUGGGGAUCCAUGAAGUGGUCUUUGCAAUGUUGACAGAGGAUCACACGGAUGGCAUCCUCCGCAACAUCAACCUCUUUUUCCAGCUCUUCCUCAACUCUUUCCAGGGUUUACUUGUAGCCAUCCUCUACUGUUUUGUCAACAAGGAGGUGCAGGCAGAGAUAAAGAAGAAAUGGCAGAGGUGGCAGCUGGGGAUGACCGACCUUGAUGACCUCAGAAACACUGGCAGCAACAUACCACAGGUGGGAGCCAAUGCUGCAGCCUGUCAAAAUGUUGUUGGUGCCAGCAUGCCACCAUCUAGCCAGUGCCACCAUCAGUCUCCCUGUCUGCCGCCUGCUCAUAGCCAAGAGGACAGCCACUUCUCCGUCUCGCCCAACUCCUCUACCUCGCCUCACCCUCAGCUCCCCUUUCCUCGCCCUUACACCCACCAGGACCAGCUGGGAGCCAGACAGCUGAAGACCUACUGCUAUAUCUCUGCUCAUAGACAGGAUGGAGGAGAAGGAGGAAAUGAGGAGAAGUGUUGUGAAAGCUACUGCUGA